This is a messenger RNA of Vicia faba (fava bean), 1788 nucleotides long. Lineage: Eukaryota; Viridiplantae; Streptophyta; Magnoliopsida; Fabales; Fabaceae. The record is from the annotation of a GenBank genome assembly.
AUGGAACUUGUUCUAUUCUUCUUCUUCUCGGUUCUGUUUUUUCUUCAUGUUGCAGAUUCCACAACCAUUGGAUCUUGUGACCAAUGUUAUCGCACCAAGGAAUUUGAUGUUACUGCAUCUAGAAACCGAAAUUAUCGCGAUGAGAAGGAUAUUGAUAUAAUUGCAACCUAUAGCGAUGCUUUCGGUCAUAUUCGGCUGGCUAGGUUGAAAAUGAGGGACUUAUCGGAUUCUUGGGUUUGGGAAAACCCGAGUAAUGCUAACAAUGAACAGCAAAAUUACUCCCAGGGAGGAAUGGAGUCAUUGCCAAGUGAUUCAAAAUUUGAAGACAAUCUCAAGCACUCAGCAGAUGAACAUGAUGCUGAAGAAGGCUUUGCUCGAUUUCCACAUUCCUUACCGAUGACUCCAGUGAAGAUCAAGCGUCGGAUGAUGCGUCUGGAAAGAAGAAAAGCCCGUGCUGCUGAACUUAUUAAGCAAAACAAAGAAACGGACAAUCGCAUUGUAUCAGCAGCAAUUGAACGCUCCAAAGGAUUUGAUACUACUAUCACUGGAAAGUAUAGUAUAUGGAGGAAGGAAUAUGAAAACCCGAAUUCUGAUUCCACUCUUAAACUCAUGCGAGACCAAAUAAUAAUGGCCAAAGCUUAUUCCAAUAUUGCAAAGUCUAAGAACAAAACUGUUCUUUACGAAGCUCUUGUCAAACACUCCCGAGAUAGUAAACUAGCUAUUGGAGAAGCAAAUUCUGACGCCGAGCUUCAGACUGGAGCACUUGAUUGGGCAAAAGCUAUGGGUCACGUUCUUUCUGUAGCAAAGGACCGGCUAUAUGACUGCAUUUUAGUGGCAAGGAAGUUAAGGGCGAUGCUUCAAUCAACCGAAAAUAGAGUGAAUAUGCAGAAGAAAAGAAGUGCAUCCUUGAUUCAACUAGCUGCAAAAACAGUGCCUAGACCAUUGCAUUGUCUUCCCCUGCAACUCGCAGCUGAUUAUUACCUACAGGGAUAUCAUAAGAAAGGAAACCUUGGCAUGGAAAAGAUUGAAGACCCAUCUCUUUACCACUAUGCUAUCUUUUCUGAUAAUGUACUGGCUGCAUCUGUGGUUGUUAAUUCUACUGUGCAAAAUGCAAACGACCCUGAGAAGCAUGUAUUCCAUGUAGUAACUGACAAAUUAAAUUUUCCGUCAAUGAGAAUGUGGUUUCUCAUCAACCCUCCUUCUAAAGCAACCAUUGAAGUUCAGAAUAUUGAUGAUUUCAAGUGGCUGAAUUCCUCGUAUUGUUCUGUUUUACGUCAACUUGAAUCAGCAAGAAUCAAGGAGUAUUACUUUAAAGCCAAUCAUCCUUCCUCUCUCUCUGCUGGUUCUGACAAUCUAAAGUAUAGAAAUCCCAAAUAUUUGUCAAUGCUGAAUCACUUAAGGUAUGGUGAUCGUCCCGAUGCAUGUGGUUGGGCAUUUGGCAUGAAUGUCUUUGACUUGAAGGAGUGGAAGAAGCGAAACAUUACCGGAAUCUAUCAUCGGUGGCAAGAUUUGAAUGAGGACAGAACCCUCUGGAAGCUCGGAACCUUACCCCCAGGCUUAAUCACCUUUUAUAAACUGAACUAUCCACUAGAUCGGGGUUGGCAUGUUUUGGGACUUGGCUAUGAUCCAGCUCUGAACUUAACGGAGAUAGAGAAUGCCGCUGUCGUUCACUAUAACGGAAACUACAAGCCAUGGUUAAAUCUUGCUGUUUCCAAGUAUAAAUCGUUCUGGUCCAAAUAUGUUAUGUUUGACAAUCCAUAUCUUCAAGUUUGCAACCUCAGUGAAUAG